AUGAGAAGGCUGGCCAGAGGACUCGCUACAGACUGUGCAAGCAAACAGCUAAACUUGAGAGAGUACCUCGAUUCGAAGCUAUGCUCCUCCGAUGUCUCCACUCUGGCUCGUCUCAUCCGCGAGUGUGGUUCUCUGGAAAGCCUGCUAGAUGCACAAAAGAUUCACAGUCACAUUGUAGAGUCUAGCUUUCAGGAAAGCUUUUACCUGCGUGAGCGCCUCGUCCACAUGUACCUCAAGUGUGGCAGUGUCGAGAACGCCGAGGACGUCUUCUUGGACAGGAACAGGAUGGCUCACUUCCGAGACGUCACGACGUGGACGGCGAUGUUGUCCGCAUACUCUCGUCAAUCCAGCAGCACCACCAAGGUGCUCGAGUUCUACUGCCAGAUGCUCCAGCACGGUGUCAAGCCCGACAGCUUCACUUUCACUGCCGUGUUGAAAGCCUGUGUUUCUGCGAGGAGAGCGUUGAGUGGCGGCAAGGCGAUCCACUCCCAGAUCUUAGAGAGCGGGCUAGAGGACGACGAGAUCAUCGGAACUUCGGUCGUGAGCAUGUAUGGGAAGUGCAGCAGCCUGGUUGAUGCUCGAGCCUGGUUUGAUGGAGUUUGUGUCCGACGUCCGCAUGGAGUGGUGUUGUGGAACGCCAUGAUCUCGGCUUACGUCCAGAGCGGCUGCUGUGGACAGUCCUUGGAGCUCUUCACGCUGAUGCUCUUGGAAGGUGUCGCUCCAAACAGUGUCACGUAUGUCACGGUUCUCAAUGCUUGCAGCUCUACAUUGACGCUGGGUAUUGGCACGGCGGUUCACAUCUGUGUUUGCGAUCUCGGCCUCGAGUCGGACGUCCUCCUUGAGCAGGAAGAGCGGGAAGCUGGACGAAGCCCGGAAGAUCUUUGA
This is a messenger RNA of Selaginella moellendorffii, 885 nucleotides long. Its product is annotated as pentatricopeptide repeat-containing protein At2g33680-like. Gene Ontology annotation, molecular function: protein binding; RNA binding. NCBI's taxonomy places the organism in Eukaryota, Viridiplantae, Streptophyta, Lycopodiopsida, Selaginellales, Selaginellaceae. The record is from RefSeq and is a predicted model, not a curated record. Bases 1 to 885 code for a protein of 294 amino acids. The transcript has a single exon. Gene Ontology annotation, cellular component: intracellular membrane-bounded organelle. Gene Ontology annotation, biological process: RNA modification.